CGCGAUUGCUGCGAUUUCGCGGUCUGGUCCUGGACACUUGGUUGAAAAUAUUCAACGGCAACGGAAUUGUACGUGUGUUAGUCGUUACGCUUGUAAUGCGGUGUUAGUACGUGAGAAAAGCGAAUUAUUAAAAUGAUCAGCCGCAGUUAGUCGGUCGGGGGAGGAGGGGACGAGAGUCGGGUCUCCCCCUGGACAGCGCCGGGAGGGCCAUGGCGCUGCAGUGGGAGAAACUGUCCCCGCAGGAGUUCCAGCAGCUGCAGGAUUUGGCCGCAUAUUCAACCAAAAAAUUACAAGAUGUCCUCGUGGAGUUCUGCGGCACCGGUCCCCCAUACAAACACAAUCCGGAUGGGGACAUCGACUACGAAGGCUUCUCCACGUUCCUGGACACGUUCCUGGAGGUCAGGACGCCGGAGGAGCUGUGCCGGCAUCUGUUCCUGUCGUUCGUGCGGAAGGGCGUCACAGUCGAGGGGAAGACCUUCAAGGAAAUGACGGUGCUCAGCUCGAACACCGCCUGUGCACCCAUUACGUCGCAUAAUAAGGGCUCGACGCCGAAUGUCAACUCGGUAGGGGAACCACUGGACAAGACGUUGUUGCUCGGCGAAAAACCGGCGACCUACGGUGAAAUACUGGUGGAGAAAAUCCACGGAAUCGGGGAAAAACUCCUGGGGCAUCACAGGUCUGACAGCGACUGUUCGACGAGGGGGAAAACUGGCACCGUACACCCGGUAUUAACGAUAACGCCCACGUCCUACUCCUGUCAGGAAGUCCUGGGAAAGAAAAGCACCGAUUCGUCUCCGUCGCACAGUCAGAUAUCGAGAAACUCCUCAAAAAAGUCCAAUAAUUCGCUCUUAGUUAAUAAUGGAAAACUUGAAGAAGUGAGACAUAUCGUGAGAAAAGCCAGUAUGCUGGACGUGAACGCCUUGAAGGUUUCAUUAAAGGACAUCGUUUGUUACUUAUCGCUUCUCGAAGCUGGACGUCCCGAAGACAAGCUGGAAUUCAUGUUCCGAUUGUACGACACCGACGGCAACGGCGUCCUGGACACCAACGAGAUGGACUGCAUCGUCAAUCAGAUGAUGACGGUGGCCGAGUAUCUCGGAUGGGACGUCACCGAAUUGAAACCGAUCCUGCAGGACAUGAUGGUUGAGAUAGAUUACGACGCAGACGGCACGGUUUCCUUGGAGGAGUGGAAACGGGGAGGUCUGACCACUAUACCUCUGCUGGUCCUCCUCGGCUUGGACUCGAACGUCAAGGAAGACGGCAACCAUUUGUGGAGGCUGAAGCACUUCAGCCGUCCCGCCUACUGCAACCUCUGUCUCAACAUGCUCGUAGGUCUGGGCAAGAAAGGAUUGUGCUGCACCUUUUGUAAGUACACGGUGCACGAACGGUGCGUCGGCAGGGCCCCGGCCAGCUGCAUAGCCACGUACGUGAAGAGUAAAAAGUCGUCGCAGACCCUCCAACAUCACUGGGUCGAGGGAAACUGUCAGGGUAAAUGCGCGAGGUGUCGAAAACCGGUGAAGGCCGGAAUCACCGGUUUGCACUGUCGGUGGUGUCAGAUUACGCUCCACAACAAAUGCGUGGCCCAGGUGAAAGCGGAGUGCGGCUUGGGCGAGCACGCCGUCCACAUCCUGCCGCCAACGUCCAUUUGCCCCAUCGUCUUGGACAGGCAGAGGUCACUGCAGAAACGGGGCUCCAAAUACGGAUACGACAACGGUAAUUUCAGCAGCGUGCACCACCAACACAAACAGCCGGCGAUGUCGUUCCAGAUUACGACAUCCCCGACCUCGGUCCCCCUGUUGGUGUUCAUUAAUCCAAAAUCCGGGGGCCGACAGGGCUCCCGCAUCCUGCGCAAGUUCCAGUACAUCCUGAACCCGCGUCAGGUCCACAUUUUGGGCACGAGCACCCAAGGGCCGCUCCAAGGUCUGAACAUGUUCAAAGACGUGCCCAAUUUCAAGGUGGUGUGCUGCGGUGGCGACGGCACCGUGGGUUGGGUGUUGGAUUCCAUGGAUAAAGUGGAAUUGGACUGUCAGCCGGCGGUGGCGGUGAUCCCGUUGGGCACGGGUAACGACUUGGCGAGAUGUCUGAGAUGGGGUGGCGGCUAUGAGGGCGAAUCGAUUCACAAACUGUUGCACAAAGUAGCCAGAGCUUCGACGGUCAUGCUGGACAGAUGGCUGAUAGAACUGUCCGAUACAGCGCCGCCUGAUCCGGAUCAGAAAUUCGCCGACACUCGCAUACCGUACAACAUCAUCAACAAUUAUUUCAGCAUCGGAGUUGACGCCGCGAUCUGCGUAAAAUUUCACAUUGAAAGGGAAAAGAACCCUGAGAAGUUCAGUAGUCGCAUGAAAAAUAAGUUGUGGUACUUUGAGUACGCCACAUCGGAACAGUUUUCAGCUUCCUGUAAAAAUCUACAUGAAGACAUUGAAAUAGAGUGUGACGAUGUCAGCUUAGAUUUGGCAAACGGUGCACCAUUGCAAGGAAUCGCUUUAUUAAACAUACCGUACACUCACGGCGGUUCGAACUUGUGGGGCGAGCAUCUUUCCAGCGUAAGGCGGAGGAGUAGGAAGAAGAAGAAGCAGAAGGAAAUAAGCACGAACAGUUUCAAUUCGGUCGACUUGAGCGUUGCAGUGCAAGAUAUUGGCGAUGGCCUGAUCGAAGUUAUCGGAUUGGAAAAUUGCCUACAUAUGGGCCAAGUCAGGACCGGUUUGAGGGCAAGCGGCAGACGUUUAGCUCAAUGUUCUUCCAUCGUUAUCAAAACUAAGAAGACGUUCCCGAUGCAAAUAGACGGCGAACCGUGGAUGCAACCAGCAACAACUAUACGUAUCACACACAAAAAUCAAGUACCGAUGCUGAUGGCGCCGGCACCUGAGAAAGGCAAAGGUUUCUUCCGAUUUUUCAGAAGGUAGAAAAAUUAGUUUCUACUACCCCUAAGUGAUAUUAACAUCCCAUGUAUUCCUUCAAAAUUCUAGUCUUCUUAUUUUAAUUGGUUAGGAGCGACAAUAAGUUAAUUUGUUAUCAAUUUAUUUCCUAUUGGAAUUACAGGAGCAUAAACAUAAAAUAGGAAAUUCAGUAUUAUUUGUAUUUUUUAUUAAAUAACUGUAACUGUCUUAAACUUAUAACGUUGUUAGAAUUAUUAACAUGUGGCAUUGAUACAAACUAAUUGAAUUAAAAUAUACCUGCGAUGGAAUUGUUUUAAAAAAUUGUACCCUGUAGUUAAAACAAAAUAUUUAUCUAGGAUAAAUUUGUAUUGUCACAUGUUUUGAUUCAGUGAGUGAUGGUAGUGCACAUCCGACUUAACAACUUUACUUUAGAGAAUACCAUGAAUAUAUCUAGAAAAUCAUAGGGACCAUAUUGCUUGAACAGACUCCCGCCAAAAAGUACCUAUGCAUUAUUUACUUAGACUAUAGUUAAAGUACUACCUUUGUAUGUCAAACACUUUACCAUGUUAUUAAUAUAGAAUUAAGUUUAAUUAUAUUGAUGGUAUCGAGUGUGUAGUGGAAAAUUAAUUUAUUUAAGAAAACGUCUUAAACUACGAUGGUUAAAUAGAGUAUAGAUUGCGUAAUUUUGAUUAUAUCUACCAGUCUAUCCUAUAUUUAGUGAUCACCAAAUAUUUCUUACUAUUCCUCUAAUUAUAGGGUAUUUUAGAUUGAGUGUAAGGAAUUUAUUAUUUAUUUGUUAUAUUAAAAUGUAACGGCAUAAUACAGAGAGGGUAAACUCUUUGAUGACUAACUCGAUUGAGGACCUUGUAUUUACGAAUUUUUCUUACCACUUACAUAAUUCUACUUACUAUAUUUUCUAUAUAAUCAUAAUGAAAUUAAUAUUUUUAUCUUGGAAAUAGUAAUUUAUUAAAACGUGUAUCUUUAUAGCAUUAAUAGUGCUGUAUACAUCACUAUUAAUAUAGUAUUUCUGUAUAAACUAUGUUUACAGUUUAAUGUUUAAAAGCACAGAAAUGUGCACGUAUUUAUUUUGUUAUCUUAAUUUAGAUUAUUGUUUAACAGUUUCGCUGUUAAUAUGCUAAGUAAAUAUUAUUAUAUUAGGAAGUAUACACCUGUUGUGUUGAAACUAUAAAAUAUUUUUUUAAAAAAGACUGUCGAUAUUCUGUCAAAUAAAAUUUUUGGAUAAUUGUAUUUUCAACUUGCAUAUCUGAAUUAAUUCAAAUAAAAUUUUUCUAAUUAAUUAUCAAGCGGUUAUUGGGCUCCAAUAAUUUGUAUUUACAGAAUAAGACAGUCGUAAAUAUUCCUUAUAUCAAAGAUAGAACUGCCACGUAAGAGAAGUUGUGGGGAUGUUUUAACUUGCUGUUGAGCUUUAAUUGUAAUAUAAAACCGUGUAUAUUUUAGGAAUAAGUAAUUGUCUAUGCCUUGUUAAUAAAGUAUGGCUUUAAACGUCCAAAAAAUAUUCAAGUCGAAAAAAGUAAAAAUGCGAUUUAACUUCUAGUGAUACUAGCUACUUAUUUAAAAAUAUUUUAAUGGUAAACAUAGGGUAUUACUGUAUUUUGUAACUAAAUAACAUUUAUUUAAUGUUUGACAAACAUAUUUGGUCGUCUUGUUUAUAAGCCCUACAAGAAAAACAUUAAGGCAAUGAAAUUUAAAAUUAUUAUACCUUCCUUAUGUCUAGAUUUGAAAAAUUUUAUCAAAAAAAUAACUUACUAAAAUAGUAUAAUAUUUUUAUCAGUGAUUAUAAUAUAUUGUAAAAAGUUACUUAAAAAUUGGAUAGAUUAAAAAGAAAUUCCUCAUGCUUUACGUCCAUUUUAAAUAGAGAGUGACUUUCAAAUUACUGCAUUUAAUCUCAAUAUCUAAAUAUAUUAAUAUGCAUUUCAUAAAUAAACUCUUUAACAUUUACUGUGAUAUAAAUGAGUAAUUUGAUAAUAGAUGAUAAAAGACGAUAUUCAAAAAAAUUCCCACUUAACUGAACUUCUAUAAUUACAUAAGUGGUUGCAAAUUAGAUUCAAGCAUUUUCUGUCGUCAGUGUUUUUUGGGAAUUAGAACUGAACUUUGCUUAAAAGUAACUAAUUUCCCUGCACUAAACUGAACCAUAUAAUAUAAAGACUAACUGUGCUAAUUUUAGUAGGAUUACUUUGAUAUGCAAGUUAUACGACUUGCACGUGGCCCACACAUUGGCCAUAUGUGCGCAAAAUGUCUUAGGCUCUCGGAAUAAUCCCCGGUUUAUUCAUAAAAUAAAAAGAACUGCAGAGCUUGCAAUUCCUGUAUCAAUUGAUGUUUCAUUCAUUAUUUCAUCUUGUUUAGUUAGAAAACGUAUAUUUUAAUUAUGUAAAUAGUUUAAAUUAUUAAUAUAUUGAAAAUAUGUUGUAUAUUUAUGAAUAAAUUUUAUGUCUGA
Aethina tumida (small hive beetle) is the source of this 5328-nucleotide messenger RNA. It is a transcript of the gene Dgk, whose product is annotated as diacylglycerol kinase 1. NCBI's taxonomy places the organism in Eukaryota, Metazoa, Arthropoda, Insecta, Coleoptera, Nitidulidae. Gene Ontology annotation, cellular component: plasma membrane. Gene Ontology annotation, biological process: diacylglycerol metabolic process; intracellular signal transduction; lipid phosphorylation. The record is from RefSeq and is a predicted model, not a curated record. Gene Ontology annotation, molecular function: calcium ion binding; ATP-dependent diacylglycerol kinase activity. Bases 210 to 2900 code for a protein of 896 amino acids. The transcript has 17 exons.